Panonychus citri (citrus red mite) is the source of this 1331-nucleotide messenger RNA. RefSeq names its product enoyl-[acyl-carrier-protein] reductase, mitochondrial-like. Gene Ontology annotation, molecular function: trans-2-enoyl-CoA reductase (NADPH) activity. Gene Ontology annotation, biological process: fatty acid metabolic process. The record is from RefSeq and is a predicted model, not a curated record. NCBI's taxonomy places the organism in Eukaryota, Metazoa, Arthropoda, Arachnida, Trombidiformes, Tetranychidae. Gene Ontology annotation, cellular component: mitochondrion. The coding region runs from base 176 to 1219 and encodes 347 amino acids. The transcript has 2 exons.
GAGUGAGAAAGUGAGAGAGAUUCAUUGAUGGGUGUGAUAGUCAAGUACAAUUUAGAUAAACUAAUAGUGAAUAAUUUUCGUAUAAAUAACAUUUUAAAUGAAUGGGAAUCGAUCACAAUUAGUGAAAGUGUUCAGUUUAACCAAAUUGUGAAUAUAAAGUGAUUAAGAAAAUAAAAUGUCUUUUGCUUUAAUUGUUGAAAAUAAAGGUCCUUGGGAGACUUCACUUAAAAAGGUGAAUACAACCAACGAUGUUAAUUUAGAUUGUCAACUUGAGGAUAAUCAAGUUUUAAUCCAAUUUUUGGCCUCGACAAUUAACCCUUCCGAUGUUGGUAUGGUUGAAGGCUGGUAUCCAACCGCUGUUAGUUUACCUUUCACCCCAGGUAAUGAGGGUGUUGGUCAUGUAAUUAAGGUUGGUCCUGGUGCGGUUAAAUUGUCGGUCGGUGAUCAUGUUAUGCCGGGUAAAGGGCUUUUCGGUACUUGGAGGAGCCUUGCGAUCGCACCGGAAACCGAUCUGAUUAAAAUCGACAAAGAACUGGAUCUAGAAAUCGCCUGUCAAUUGAUGGUUAAUCCACCAACAGCUUAUCGUUUGUUGAAGGAUUUUGUUGAUCUUAAACCAGGUGAUUGUGUUUUACAAAAUGGUGGUAAUUCAGCUGUUGGUUUAUUGGUGAUCCAAAUGUGUAAGGCUUGGGGCUUCAAGACAAUUAAUGUUGUUCGAGCUCGAAGUGAUCCCGAUCAAAUGAAUGACCUGGUCAAAUCUAUGACCGAUCUCGGUGCUGAUCAUGUUGUUACCGAACAAGAUAUUGCCGAUGAAUCUUUCAUGGAAUCAAUUUGGUCUUCGGGAACACCUAAACCAGUUCUUGCUUUUGAAUGUAUUGGCGGUGAAAAUGCGGCCAAUUGUAUCAAGCACUUAGCCGAUGAAGCGACAAUGGUCAUUUAUGGUACAAUGACCAAAGAACCGGUCGCCGUUCCUGCUGGACCAACGAUCUUCAAACAGCUUAAAUUCAAAGGUUUCUGGUUAGCUAAAGUUUACAGGGGAAAUCCCGAAGAGUACCAAAGGAUGUCCGCUGAACUUGUCUCCAUGUUCAAAUCAGGCCAAUUAAAAGCGCCCAAAGUCGUUGCAGUGCCGAUGGAAAACUAUCAAGAAGCGUUUACCAAAUCAACCAAAGGUUUUACCAGUGGAAAAGUUAUUCUAACUAAUCAGAAAAUUGUUCCAAAAUAAUUAUAAUUGUUGGAACCCAAUUAUUAAUAAUCAUCUUAACACCUUAAUUGUUUUGUAACAAUCAACUCGAGAAAAUGUAAACAAUUAAAGUGAGAAACACUCAUUUAAUCAA